GUCUUUUCUCCAGGAAAGUCUUCUUCUUCUCAAAUGUGGAGUACUUUUUGACUAGAAAAAAAUAUAUGUGAUUUUGAGAGGAGAAAUAAUCUAAGUAAACGAACCCGAACGACUUGAUUGCGAUUGGAAGCCCCUGUUUCAGCGGGCACAAGUUUUUUUUUUUUUUUUUUUUUUCUUUCCUCUCCUUCCCUUGUGUGUUUUUUAAAGGACCAAAAUGAAUCGGAGCUUUCAUCGGUCUCAACCCCUGCGGAACGUGGAUCUUAACGCCGUGGAGGUGAAAAGCAAGGUGGGUGUGAUGUACGGCGCCGAGUUCCGUCGCUUCUCUGUGGACCGCCUCAAGCCAGGCAAGUUUGAGGAGUUCUACAAACUCAUCCUGCACAUCCACCGCAUCGCCAACAUGGAGGUGAUGAUCGGGUACGCCGAUGUGCACGGAGACCUGCUGCCCAUCAACAACGACGACAACUUCUGUAAGGCCGUGUCCACUGCGCACCCCCUGCUCAGGAUCUUUAUACAGAGACAAGAGAUGGACUAUGCUAACUUUGGCAACAACACCAUCACCCGCAAGAAGAAGACUGUGGUCGCCCUGCGCAACAAUGACAUCAACCGCAAGAGGGCGCACAUCCGCAUUGGCAUGCCGCAAGACUUCCGGCCCGUCUCCUCCAUUAUCGACGUGGACAUCCUGCCGGAAUCGCAUCGCCGCGUUCGACUCUACCGCCACGGCUCGGACAAACCCUUGGGAUUUUACAUCCGUGAUGGAACCAGUGUCCGUGUGACACCCCACGGGUUAGAGAAGGUGCCAGGGAUCUUCAUAUCCCGGCUGGUUCCUGGCGGUCUAGCGGAGAGCACGGGUCUGCUUGCAGUCAACGACGAAGUCCUAGAAGUGAACGGUAUAGAGGUGAGCUGGAAGUCACUGGACCAGGUCACCGACAUGAUGAUCGCCAACAGCCACAACCUGAUCGUCACAGUCAAGCCCGUCAACCAACGCAACAACGUGGUGCGCAGCAGCCGCAUCUCCGGAAGCUCGGGCCAGUCGUCGGACAGCAGCGGGUCCACCGGAUACCCGACACUGUCUGUGCCCCCGGGGGGAAUGCUGCCCUCGGGAGCUCAGGGUUACCAGGACGACCUGGAGAGCGAUGACGAGACUGACAUUGUCAUCGAGAGCAGCCUGAAGCGGCCGUCCCAGAGGUCUAAUGCUUCUUUGGCUUCCAGCGUGUCUCGCUUACACCACCAGCAGACGCCGAGCACUGCCGUUCCGGAUCCCGCGGCGCCACCCAGCCCUCCGUCGCGCCCCCCUUCGGUUGUAUCCACCGCUUCCUUUCACUCCCAGACGAGCCUCAACGGGGGGUCGCACCACCACCACCACCACCACCACCAGCAACACAGCAGCCUGAGCUACCAGCUCCUCAGAGACCUGAACCUCCAACACAGUCAGCCCAGCUCCCAGCUGCCCUACCAUAGCAGCAACCCGGCCCUCCGUCACAGCAAUGGGAGCCUGCACAAAAUCCUCAGCUCGCUGAAAACGGACCCACGGCACAGCCUGGCCCUCCCCAGGGGAGGAGUGGAGGAGGACGGCACCGUCAUCACGCUAUAAUACCCGCAGAUAUCCCGCUCAGACAGGAUAAGGCCAUGGACCACCGGCUCAAUUUCAAAGACUUUUGUUAUCCCCCCCCCAAGAUAAUUACUUUAAUAACAGGAAGUUGCACGCCAAGGAUCACGGAAAUUUGUCGUACUGUAUAUACACCUUGGAGUUUUUUAAAUGUUUCGCGUCUUAUGUCAAAAAAUGUAUGUAUGUAAUAUGCGUCAGAACAAGUGAUGUUUUUUUUUUUUUAAACUUAAUGACCACUUUUAUCUAGCUACUUUUCUUCAUUCUUAAUACUGGGACCAAACUGGGGUUUUCUUAUGGACAUGUUUAUUGACAGAGUAAAUCUAUAUUUCUUGUUUUCUUUGAUGCAUAGAGUAUGCUUUUUAAUUGGUCUUUUUGACAAUUGUGAUGAAAUCCUUGUCUGUUCCAAUAAAUUAUUCAUUUUCA
Molecule: messenger RNA, 2029 nt
Organism: Phyllopteryx taeniolatus (common seadragon)
Lineage: Eukaryota; Metazoa; Chordata; Actinopteri; Syngnathiformes; Syngnathidae
Gene: pard6gb
Product: par-6 family cell polarity regulator gamma b
Exons: 3
Coding region: 215-1591 (458 amino acids)
Biological process (GO): regulation of cellular localization; centrosome cycle; establishment or maintenance of cell polarity
Cellular component (GO): nucleus; cell cortex; apical plasma membrane
Molecular function (GO): protein kinase C binding
Source: RefSeq, a predicted model, not a curated record